Molecule: messenger RNA, 3856 nt
Organism: Hermetia illucens (black soldier fly)
Lineage: Eukaryota; Metazoa; Arthropoda; Insecta; Diptera; Stratiomyidae
Gene: Fit1
Product: unc-112-related protein
Exons: 7
Coding region: 415-2526 (703 amino acids)
Biological process (GO): integrin-mediated signaling pathway; cell-matrix adhesion
Cellular component (GO): cell-substrate junction
Molecular function (GO): integrin binding
Source: RefSeq, a predicted model, not a curated record
AGUAAAGUCAUCGUGAGUUGACGUGGGGUCACGCGCCCAUCACCGGUGAAAACGAGUUACAAAUUCGGCUGUUUAUAUCCUUCCGAAGAGUCCACAAGUGAUUUUCCGAUCGAAGUUUCGCGGUGCCAAGUGAAGAAUCCAAGUUGGCCACGCUCGCAGUGUUUUCAGUGCGUUACAAUGUGCAGUGACAGCGACGCGAGGCGAUAAACGGACACCGAAACCAAUCGACGAGUUCUAGGGAAAUUGCGUGCACGCGAAGAAAGAAGUGGCGAAUUCUGUGUGUGUGAAUCAUCAAGUGCCCAGUGCCCGUCCCGAGAUUUUCACGGAGAGUCCUAGCCCGUCUGGCCCAUCCUCAGUUCGUGUCGUUCGCGUGUUGUUGUUUUGCAGAGUCCAAGAAGCGGAAGCGGCCGAGCCAUGAUUCACGUCGGAGACAAUACCUGGAACCUGCGGGUCUACAUCACCGACCUGCAGGUGGAGAAGACCCUUCGCGUGAAGGGCGACAUGCACAUCGGCGGCGUCAUGCUGAAGCUCGUCGACCCAGAGAACCCGAAGGAUUGGUCUGACCACGCUCUCUGGUGGCCUGCCAAAAAUAUAUGGCUCACACGAACCAGGUCAACGCUUGAUCAAGUUGGAGUGCACGCCGAUUGCUUGUUACAUUUUACGCCAAUGCACAAAGUCCUACGGGUACAACUCCCCGAUUUACGAUAUUUGGAUUGCCGCGUUGACUUCUCCAUCAAAACAUUCGGAGCCGUCGUGAAUCUAUGCAAAGAUUUAGGCAUUCGCCAUCCAGAAGAAUUAUCGCUUUGCAAACCACUAGAAAGCGAACAUUUAAAGAAAAAUUACUCGGAGUUUCCGAAAAGAGCGAUCCCGAUUGCAGAACAAAACGGUCACUCAUACCUAGAACCAGCACCUGACACAAAUUCCUUCAUACCGAUAAACUCCUUCAACGGCAGUUGUGGAAGUUUAGAUAAGCCACAGAACGGGACAUUCUCCUGUGCCCCGGUUCAUACACCACGCAAGCCAGCACAACAGAGCACACCUAUCAGCUCGCCGACAGGAACAUGGAAGCACAGUUCAAAUGGCUACGCAACCUUCAACGAUUCAUCAUCUAGUCUUGGUGACUUCACUGAGAAUCUUGCAACUAGUCCACAUCCUAGUCCAGAUGUGCGUGCAAGACUUGUACGACCAAAAUCACUUUUGGAGAGGGCUCGGAUGAAUAUCGGCUGGCUCGAUUCAUCGCUCUCCAUUAUGGAGCAGGGUAUCCGUGAUUUCGAUACGCUUUGCUUACGAUUCAAAUAUUACACGUUCUUCGAUUUGAAUCCGAAAUAUGAUCAAGUACGAAUCAAUCAACUGUACGAGCAGGCGAAAUGGGCACUGUUGAAUGAGGAAAUCGAUUGCACAGAGGAAGAGGCGUUGAUGUUUGCUGCUCUACAGUUCCAAAUCAAUCGACAAAGUGAAGUUCAACAGCCCGACUCAGGAAUCGACGCAUCCAGGACGGAAAAUGGAACGGAUGAUGACAUCGAUGCAGCCCUAAGCGAACUACAAAUAACCUUGGAAGGACCGAAUGCACAAAGCCAAGCCCACGAUAUAACGAAAAUUCCGGAGCUUACAGAUUACAUGUAUUUCUUGAAGCCCAAACGAUUCACCCUCAAAGGCUACAAACGAUAUUUCUUCACAUAUCGCGAUCUGCAUCUGUACUUAUUCAAGACCCACGACGACGUUCGACGACCCCCCGCGAUCGCUAUCAAUCUCCGUGGCUGCGAAGUUACCCCUGAGGUGAAUAUCGCCAGCGGAAAGUUCUCCAUAAAAUUGGAAGUACCACCGGAAACUGAUUCGAAUGAGCCGUACAAUGAAAUGUGGAUAAAAUGUGACGACGAGAAUCAAUACGCGAAAUGGAUAGCAGCAUGCCGCCUCGCCUCGAAAGGACGUUCUUUGGCCGACAGCUCAUACGAUGUGGAAGUAUCAAACGUUAAACAACUCUUGAACAUGCAAAAGCCAGCACAAGAGCCAGCAGUGAGGAUUAAUCCUGGAUCAAUUGAACCAGCUGACUAUUUGUCGUCACGCCAUUUCAAAAAGCUGCGAUCGAAGGGAGCACAACGGAUGUUGGAGGCACAUGCCAAUGUUCAAAACUUGACACUGAUGGAAGCGAAGAUGAAAUACAUUCAGGCGUGGCAAAGUUUACCCGACUUUGGAGUCACAUUGUUCGUAAUCAAAUUCGAUGGACACAAGAAGGAGGAACUGUUGGGUGUCGCGCACAAUCGUAUUAUGCGAAUGGAGCUGAGCUCAGGGGAUCACUUGAAGACGUGGAGGUACAACACCAUGAAGGCCUGGAACGUGAACUGGGGGAUCAAAUGCAUGAUGAUUCAAUUCCAGGACGGCAACAUCAUGUUCUCCUGCCUGUCCGCCGACUGCAAGGUCGUCCACGAGUUCAUCGGCGGCUACAUCUUCAUGUCGAUGCGAUCCAAGGAGACCAACCAAACACUAAACGAGGAACUGUUCCACAAAUUGACAGGCGGCUGGGUCUGAUCCUCCACAGCGAGCAGAUUUCGAAUUUUAUAUGUAUUUACGUUUAUUUAACUUUUCAAUUGUACAUAUUUAAGUUUUACAGUAAAGCUAAAAUCUGUUGUUAUUUCAAGAGACGUCGGAGGGGUCGAGGGAAGUUCACAGAUUCGUUAAAAGCACUUUUCAGUUCGAAUGUAUAAAGAAACACAAUGAAUGGCCAAAUAGCUCGGUAAACUCCCUCUAAAUUAACUUAAAGGAUCUAUUUCUGUAGUAAAAUAUGUUAGGAGAUUAUAUGGCAAGCAAGUAGAUAUUUUUAUACUUAAUAGAGUCACAGGCGUCUGACUUGGGUGGGGAUCUUUUCAAGGAAUGAUUUUUCUGUCGGACGACAGGGAAAGGUGCUUCCAGUAGCAAAGCCAAAUGUUGCCUUAACCAAUACUUUUGCAAACAUACUGAAUGAAGCAGGGCUUGAAACAACACUAAACUAUAUCAAUGACAAUGUUGCACAAUUUUUCACGUACGAAGGAUGAAAUAACUUUUCUAAACACAAACAUGAAUACUUACAAGAACCAACAGAACUAAAAAUUAAUACAAACAAAUCUAUUUUAAUGUUGUGUUAUGUAUAUUUAAUUUUAAUGUUAGAAGCGUAUUUUUAAAGUGUCUUUUAUGUCAGUUUUGCAACGUAGCUUAUUCUAAAACUUAAUAGAUCGUUUGCUGGUUAAAAAGUAACAUAAAAAACAGAAGGGAUGAAAAAAUACUACAAAAAUCUGCAUGAAAGAAUAGACUAAUAGUUUCAAACGAAUCCUAAUGUUUUUUAGGACCAACUGUUGCAUGAUAACUGUUUAGACCUCCAAUUUACACAUUUUUUUAUUUUAAAUUUUGGUUCCUCGAGAGUAUCGGACAAAACUGCAUUUGUUUACUAAAAAAUUCAAUCAUUAAACGCACAAUCUGACCACCUGGGUGUGGUCCACAAUGUGGAAAGGAUUCAACUUGAACCGAAAUCCGUUACAAUUUAACAUGCACACUUACGCCUGAGUGAUACAUUGCUGAUAACAAAUUUUCAGUGCCUUUGUCAAAACUAAUUUUUCUAUUGACUUUUGAAUGUUAUUUGAUGAUGAAGAAUUUCACCAAUGAAUGGAGAUAAUGCAAGGGAACAUCAUCGUAAUUUUGUAAAACAAAUUUUUCUUUAAAAAUCUUCGUGGAAAUAGAUAAAUGGAAUUGUAAUAGUCGAAAUAAAAGGAGAAAAUAGCAAACAAAUCAUGUAUUGUACUAAAAUUGUAUUUUUUUUUUGUUUCUUGUAAAUAAGUUCAAACAGAAAAAUAAAAUUAUAUUAAAAACUAGUAAUACUAAAAUAUAA